CACCUGCUUCCGUCUUCCCGCCUAGCUGCCAUCUAUCGCCUGUACAGUCGCUGACAACUUCCGCUUACGAACGUCGCGUAUACCUGCUCCAGACGCGCUCAAGGACCCCGCGCCGAACCUCCGACCUUCUCAGUCGCAACAACAAACCAGAGAGACCUUGCCCGCGUGACAGCGACAGAACCUCUCCCAAGCGCCCAAGCAGCAGGCUCAUUCUAUUGUGUUUGCGACUUCAUAAACAACGUCGACGCUUUCAACAAGGCACCAGCAAUCUUGCGCCCAGUCUAGACUGCACCUCGAGGAUCACUGCCUGGACUAUGGCAAUGGACGCCAAAGAGAUUGAGCUCCGUGGCAAAGCCAUCGGAAAGGCCGUAGCGGAGGGCGAGCCAAGCGCUUCUGUGCUCAAGUUGCUCAACGACUUGAAGACGGGUGUGCAAGCGACCGAGGAUCUCUUGCGCUCAACCCGCAUUGGUGUCACCAUCAACCGUCUGCGAUCGCACAAGGACCCCGCUGUACAAAAGCUGGCGACAGAACUGGUAGCGAAGUGGAGGGACGAGGUCAAGAAGAAGCAGCCACCCAAGAAGGAUGGUCCAGCAAAAGCAGCCGCGAAUGGAGGCGCUGCAUCUUCACCAGCUCCUCCACCUUCAGGGACUGCGUCACCGGCCCCAAGCCUGGCCAAGAAGAAGCACGAUAUCGCCGCCGACAAGCGUAAUCACAAGACCGACAAGGUCAAAUACCAGGUCACUGGGGACGAGGCACGCGACAACUGCGUAAGGCUGAUGUACGAUGGCCUGGCCUUUAUGAGUGAAGCGAUGCCUGACGAGAUCCUCGGUGUCGCAAAGCAGGUCGAAGCCGCCGCCUACAGUAACGCCGGUAGCGUAAACAACGCCUACAAGGAAAAGAUGCGCUCUCUCUUCCAGAACCUCAAGAACAAAUCGAACCCUCAACUCCGCAAGCGCGUAUUCAGCGGCGACAUACCUGCGAAGCAGUUUGUCGUCAUGACACACGAUGAAAUGAAAUCGGAUGCGCGGAAAAAAGAGGACGAGGAGUUGGAGAAGCUCAACAUGAACCAAGCCAUGGUUGCACAGGUCGAAAAGGCCAUUUCCAAGGAGUUCCAGUGCGGAAAGUGCAAGCAGAAGAUGGUUAGCUACAGUCAAGCGCAGACUAGGUCCGCUGAUGAACCUAUGACAACCUUCUGCGAGUGCAUGAACUGUGGUAACCGGUGGAAGUUUUCAUAGACGGCGGUCGAUGGUGUUUACGCGUGGUGCAGAAUGCACGCGUGCGUGGUGUAUCAGUAUAGCGGGUUGCGGCAAACAUUGAGUAGCGGGCGUUUAUAAAGGUGGCAUCGAGGGCGUCGGUCCAUUGCGGAAGAGUGUCUGCGUUUUGACCUUCUAGUCUAAUCUGCGGACAAAAAAUUGCAGAUGCAAACUUCUCUUCUUUCGGCACUGAUGGAUAUGGUUACUUCAUCGAAUAUAAUUUGGACACAAUUCUUUCACAA
Molecule: messenger RNA, 1495 nt
Organism: Alternaria rosae
Lineage: Eukaryota; Fungi; Ascomycota; Dothideomycetes; Pleosporales; Pleosporaceae
Product: transcription factor S-II, central domain-containing protein
Exons: 2
Coding region: 315-1235 (306 amino acids)
Biological process (GO): transcription elongation by RNA polymerase I; regulation of mRNA 3'-end processing; DNA-templated transcription
Cellular component (GO): nucleus
Molecular function (GO): zinc ion binding; RNA polymerase II transcription regulatory region sequence-specific DNA binding
Source: RefSeq, a predicted model, not a curated record